Messenger RNA from Solanum dulcamara, 1636 nucleotides. RefSeq names its product mitochondrial phosphate carrier protein 1, mitochondrial-like. Gene Ontology annotation, cellular component: mitochondrial inner membrane. NCBI's taxonomy places the organism in Eukaryota, Viridiplantae, Streptophyta, Magnoliopsida, Solanales, Solanaceae. Gene Ontology annotation, biological process: mitochondrial phosphate ion transmembrane transport. Gene Ontology annotation, molecular function: phosphate transmembrane transporter activity. The record is from RefSeq and is a predicted model, not a curated record. The coding region runs from base 131 to 1105 and encodes 324 amino acids. The transcript has 7 exons.
CAAAACCCUGUCCAAAACCCUUUCCAAAUUCUUUGGAAGAUCCAUUAAUACAGUAGAAAAAAAAUCGAAACUUUGGCUGCACAUAUGGGUUGAAGAAGAAGAAAAACGCAGUGGGGUUUCUUCUUUGUUUAUGGAGAAACCAAAAAAGAUUGAUUCUUUAAACAUGAGUAAAUUAAUUGGAGGAAAAGUAUGUGAGGAAUUCACACCUGGAUAUUAUGGUGUUUGUGCAAUUGGAGGGAUGAUUAGUGCUGGAACUACUCAUCUUGCUAUUACCCCUCUUGAUGUACUCAAAGUUAAUAUGCAGGUGCACCCUAUCAAGUACAGUAGCAUUUCCACCUGCUUUACGACUUUGUUGAGAGAACAAGGUCCCUCAGCCUUUUGGCGAGGAUGGGGUGGGAAGUUUUUCGGUUAUGGUGUUCAGGGUGCUUGUAGAUUUGGUCUAUAUGAAUACUUUAAAAAAGUAUACUCAAACGUACUGGUGGAUCAGAACAAGAGUUUGAUAUUUUUCGCCAGCAGUGCAUCAGCUGAAGUAAUUGCUAAUGUGGCUCUCUGUCCAUUCGAGGCCAUUAAAGUUCGUGUGCAAGCUCAGCCUCAUUUUGCAAAAGGCCUUUCCGAUGGUUUCCCAAGAAUAUAUGCAUCAGAAGGCCUCCAUGGGUUUUACAGGGGACUUAUUCCGCUAUUGGGUCGUAAUAUACCAUUCUCAAUAGUUAUGUUCUCGACCUUUGAGCAUACAGUGAAUUUUCUUUAUAAAAAAUUAAUCCAGAAAAGGAGGGAAGAGUGUUCAAGAACUCAGCAGCUCAGUGUAACUUGUUUAGCUGGAUAUGCUGCUGGAUCUGUUGGUAGUAUUAUCUCUAACCCUGCUGACAACAUUGUUGCUUCUCUUAACAACAAGAAGGCUAGUACCCUAAAGCUGGCUGUGAAGAGAAUUGGUUUUCUUAAUCUCUUUACGAGAAGUCUUCCUAUUAGGAUAAUGCUUGUUGGACCAGUUGUGACUUUGCAGUGGUUGUUCUACGACUCCAUUAAAAUAUUAAGUGGAUUGCCAACCAGUGGACAUGUAAUCAAAAUUAUAGAGGAAGAUGAAAAGGCUCAAAGUCAUUCAACAUGAAUAUAAUGAGCACACGACUACUAGCAAAUAAGGCCAUUUUUUAUCAGCAAUUACCUCUAUUUGCUGAUUAGUUUGUAGAGUGGAACAGAUACUUCUGUUAAGCUACCUGAAGAAGGUGAAUUUUGUUUUUCAUGAGAAGAGAGGCUCUCUCUGUCGUUCACUAACUUAUACAACGUUGCAGUAAGUUGUAUCUGUGGCCCGGAUAGUUACUCAAUAAUGGGUUUAAGAGAUUCCACCAGCUAGAACCAUAGUUCUGAUCGUCGGGUUUUUGAUGAUCUGCUUUGAUACCAACAAAAUGUUGCUUACUGUUUUUGAGUAUAUGCCAGUUUGCGGUGUCUGACAAAUUUUGAUUUUCCAGUUUCUCGUGGCGGAGCCAAAAUUUUGAUAUGCAUGAUGAACUCAUCUGAUUUAUAUGAUUUCAAAGUUCCUCAAAUGAGCACCUUAUUAUUUACUUAUUGCUUUCAUAUUAGAAACCAUUUUGUGAAGAUCUUGCAUAAAUGCAUUUUGCUCCUGUAGCUUCUUGCCCUUUUA